Messenger RNA from Cicer arietinum (chickpea), 1393 nucleotides. RefSeq names its product protein-S-isoprenylcysteine O-methyltransferase A-like. Gene Ontology annotation, biological process: C-terminal protein methylation. NCBI's taxonomy places the organism in Eukaryota, Viridiplantae, Streptophyta, Magnoliopsida, Fabales, Fabaceae. Gene Ontology annotation, cellular component: endoplasmic reticulum; membrane. The record is from RefSeq and is a predicted model, not a curated record. Gene Ontology annotation, molecular function: protein C-terminal S-isoprenylcysteine carboxyl O-methyltransferase activity.
CAUUUUAACAAUUAAAAACCCUAAAUCAAAAAAUUGGGAUCACUUUGAACUAAACUUGCCGGAAAUAGCAAAAACUGGCCGGAAAACGCUGCCGGAGUUUAUCAUCGGCCGCCGGUAACAUUUAGAAAGUCCGUCAGGUCUGGCUUAUACCUCAGAUAGUUUAAUCAACCAAUUCUUUCUGUGGCAUAAAACAAUAGAGGGUUACUUUCUUUAUUUGCCGAAAAUGACAGAAAUCCUUAGCUAUACUGCUUACAGGCAGGUAUCUCAAAUGUUCCUUGCAGUAAUCUUCUUUCACGGUUCUGAAUAUUUUCUAGCCACCUUCAUUCAUGGGAGAGCGAAUGUAACUCUGAAUUCCCUUUUGAUUAGCAAACAAUAUAUUUUGGCAAUGAUAUUUUCAUUGCUAGAAUAUUUUAUUGAGGUUUCUUUAUUUCCUGAGCUAAAGGAACAUUGGGUGAUCAGUGAUUCAGGGUUGUUUUUGGUUGUGAUUGGUGAAGUUAUAAGAAAGAUGGCAAUUGUAACAGCAGGGCAAUCGUUUACUCAUAUGAUUAGGGUUCGUCCUGAUGAACGUCACCGACUGGUUACUCAUGGUAUAUAUAGAUUUAUUCGCCAUCCAGGAUAUUGUGGUUUCUUCAUUUGGUCUGUUAGCACUCAAAUAAUGCUCUGCAAUCCCAUAUCAACUAUUGGAUUUGCAGUUGUUGUCUGGAAAUUUUUUGCUAGCCGAAUACCUUAUGAGGAAUACUUUUUAAGACAGUUUUUCGGAAUAGAAUAUGUUGAAUAUGCCCAACAAGUUGUGUCUGGGGUGCCAUUUGUAAAUUGAAGACGAGUCAGUUCUGUGAGCUGAACCAUACUGCAAAGUAAUCAAUAAAGUUUGAACCCGUUUUUCCUCUAACCGCUUUGACAUGUGCUUUGCGUUGCUGGAGAUAUGAAGUGUUUGCUUUCAGCCUGUGGCUACGCCAACCCUUUCUGUCAUUGCAUGCAGCUAUGCUGGUUUUGGCCUCCAGAAAUUCAUUGUUGGGUAGAUGGUGGUUAAGUAUAAGUUUCAAGGUCUUGAUCAGAUUGCUGCAGAUUACUGAUAGGCAGAUAGCAAGCCGACUGAUUUUACUUCUGCCAAAGGUUCUCCGGUGCUUCUCAGUCAUGUCAUGACUAAUGAAAUGUAGCUUUGUUACUAUCCAGCUAGGGUUCUGUUUGUGUGCGUGAGUACAUCUAUGUGCAUUUUGUGAUGUAAUCUCUGCACUCCUGUAACCUAUCAUGACUUAUUCUGGAGGAAAAUUGCUAAAAUCAUGACUAGGGGAAGGUCACAAUAAUUUGUAGCCCCAUUACAUUUAAUAUAAAUAUCAUAAAUAUGUAGCUGUGUUUGGCUGAGUGUUUGCCAAACAUAAUUUUGAUUUUUGAA